This is a messenger RNA of Dentiscutata heterogama, 506 nucleotides long. The record is from the annotation of a GenBank genome assembly. Lineage: Eukaryota; Fungi; Glomeromycota; Glomeromycetes; Diversisporales; Gigasporaceae.
CAAAUGACGAUUUCAUGUCAAAUUUAAAUCCUUCCUAUCAACGAACAAUAUUAAAUUUAGAACCUUCCCAUCAACGAAUUAAUAGAUUAUCACAAUUUAGAUCCUUUCCAGGAAAUCGGUCCACAUUUUUUACAAAAAACACCAGAAACUAUGACAUGUCAAAAGCAGCAGCAAUACGUAUGGUACUUUUUGCAUCUUUUUUUGCACUUAUUAAUUUAUUAGCAAGUACAGGUGCCGUCAUAGGGAUUAUAAAUGGACAUCCUAUUCCAACUGGUUUAACUGUAACUGAUUGGGUUGGUGGAUUUCAAGGAAUUUUAAUAAUCAUAGUAUUUGGAUUACCAAAUAAUUGGAAGAGAUUUUUGCUAAAAGUAUUUAAACCUCUUUUAAGAUAUUAUAAAACGUAUAAAAAAUCUAAUAAUCGUGUAGUCUGGAAUAAUCUUUCAAAUUUGGAAUGGUCUCACUUAAAUGAUACGAUGUGCGAAAGAACCGAAACAGAUAUUUGUUGA